This is a messenger RNA of Rubroshorea leprosula, 695 nucleotides long. NCBI's taxonomy places the organism in Eukaryota, Viridiplantae, Streptophyta, Magnoliopsida, Malvales, Dipterocarpaceae. The record is from the annotation of a GenBank genome assembly.
UGAAGAAGAAAAAACUGUGGUGGAAGAAAACAAAAACCGACCGCAGCGAACAUUCCUUUCUUAUUGGCGCUAAAACAACAACUAAGGUUAAGACGCCAGUAACAGCUCCACGCGCUUCCACACACGCUGCCGCGCCUACGAACUUUCCUGAACACAUGGCAGAGUCCAAGGCGGAAACGGAGCUGAAGAAAGCGAACGGAAAGCAAUUGCAGACACAAAAACCGGAGGAGAAGGACUCGGAUCCCUCUCUGACUGGGGACGACUUCGUGAUUGUACCAACGGAAGAACCUGAUAAACCGGUGGAGACUCCGAAUCAAGAUCAGAGUCUGGGCGACCAAACAGAAAAUUACAGAACGCUGUCCGGGUCGAGGAAAUCGGUUCAUUGGAGCCCCGAAUUGGUGACCGAAUCACCAGCUUCGGAUCACAACAACGUCUCCGCUCCUAACGGGUCCAAUUCCUACGUUGCUCCCGCAUCAUCUUCAUCCUCCUUCAAAGGGAAGAUGGAAACUGUGAAAGAUGUGCUUGGAAGAUGGGGGAGGAAGGUCGGAGAAGCCACGAGGAAGGCGGAGGAUCUGGCCGGAAACACAUGGCAGCACCCUGAGGAUAGUUUGUUAGUGGAAAAUUUAAGGUUAUUGCGCCCGGUUUAGUCUUUUCUUGAUAAUUUUACAGGACUAGAAUAGACGUGUGCUGGAUAA